This is a messenger RNA of Alnus glutinosa, 471 nucleotides long. RefSeq lists its product as uncharacterized. The transcript has 2 exons. Lineage: Eukaryota; Viridiplantae; Streptophyta; Magnoliopsida; Fagales; Betulaceae. The record is from RefSeq and is a predicted model, not a curated record. Bases 1 to 471 code for a protein of 156 amino acids.
AUGUGUGUAGACUACAGGGCCUUGAACAAGGUCACAGUGAAGAACAAGUAUCAUGUGCCCCUGAUCCAAGACAUGUUCGAUCGACUCUGCAAGGUUGGCUAUUUUUCCAAGUUGGACCUUCGGUUGGGCUAUUGGCAGGUGCACAUUGCGGAAGGGGAUGAGCCUAAAACAACCUGCAUAACCCGAUUGGUACUGUCCCGGUUGAAGGAAAACUCAUUGUUUGUGAAAAAUGAGAAAUGUGACUUUGCUUGCAAAGACAUUUUGUUUCUUGGUCACAUGAUCAGUUUGGGGAAAAUUCUGAUGGAUCAAGGCAAGGUGAAGGUGAUUCAUGACUGGUCUGCACUGAAGACUGUGUUGGAGUUGCGGUCUUUCCUUGGUUUGGCCAACUAUUACAGGAAGUUCAUAGCUGCCUAUGCCAAGAAGGCAGCCCCUCUUAUUGACCUACUGAAGAAGGAAGUGAGUUGGCGUUAA